This is a messenger RNA of Gryllus bimaculatus (two-spotted cricket), 1813 nucleotides long. The record is from the annotation of a GenBank genome assembly. NCBI's taxonomy places the organism in Eukaryota, Metazoa, Arthropoda, Insecta, Orthoptera, Gryllidae.
AUGACGUGCUCCCGAAGUGUGGGUGGAGACAACAAUGAGUUAAGGCCCAUGGCCGCAGAGUCCGACGGUGUGCCGGAUAUGGUGUCGGGGGAUGAUCAGCCCAUAGACUUGAGCCGAACCCCACGCAAGCCUUUGCGGGUUAUGCCCCCACUGAUCCCUAUCAAACUCCUACGUGCCGGUUACACAGCUCAGCAAGCCAACAAGCAAGUGAAGGGCCACGACAUUACCUUAGCUUCUUUGAUCAAAGGCAAGUCGGACCUGAAACUCUUCCAAGAUGCUCGAAGCAAGUGCGGUGAGGACAUUUCGAAGCCGGCUCAGCCGGUGGCAUCGGCCGGCGAAGGGUCGGACGCGGACGACGAGAAAGAGGGCGAGGAGGACGACGAGGAGGACGGGGAGGUGUCGCGCAAGCGCGUGCGCCUCGCAACGCGGCGACAGCGAUUGCUGCACCGCUUCCAGGCGCAGGAGUUCCUGCGGCAGCUGGCGCUCCAGCACCAGCAGGAACAGGCCGCUCAGAAGGCAGAUCCUGCUGCAGCUUCUAAAACUGCCAUUCCUACUCAAGAAGAAGAAAAUGCUGACAUUCGACGUAAGCAAGCUCGCCCUCUCACAGGCAAACAUGUUCGUCCUGGAACUGGAGCAAGUCCUGCAACACUGUUAACAUUACGUCGCAAAAUACAAGCUCGUCAGCAACAACAUGAUAUAAAACGUAUCUUGGAAUAAACAAAAACAUAAUUUUACUAGAAAAAUAAAAUAUUUAAAUGACAUGUCUGCAAUAAAAUGGAUUUAAACAGUAUGAGUUGCUUAAAAUUUAUCACCAUACAAAAUGAUUUUCAUCUCCAAUAUUUAAUACUGUUUACAAUGUAUUACUAUAAUGUUCUCACUUCAUUGGGUGUUCUACAGAGCUGAAGCAUUAUAUUCUGCACCUAGAAAAUUUUAUUCAACCUGGGGAAAUGAUGUUUUGUCUCCAGGUUCCUAACUCACAAUGAUUGUGGAAAAUGAGAAAAGACCAUAUCAAAGUGAGUUCUAGGAACAAUAGUAACAUAUAUCUUGCUGUAAAGAUGUUUGCACUAUCCAAAGCUCAUAUUAAAUUAUAAUUUGAUUUAUACAAUAAACCUAUUAACAAUAUACACAAUGAAUUUUAAAUCAAUCUUUAAUUUUAAACUAGAGGUUAUGUAGUAAUGUACAGUUAAUGAUUCAUUUUAUUUCCUGGUAAAUAUUUCAAUACCACUUUUUAAGCAGAGUACCUUAAUAUACUGGUAGUAAUGUAAUACCCAAUAUCCAUGCAUACUUUGAAUUAAGAUAUCAUUAUCACCUCUUGUAUGGAUCUUGUAUUUGUAUACAAGAUCCAUCAUUUGCUCUUGCAUCAAUCUCUCUCUAAGGUAUGAGAUAAGGCAAUGGUGGAGAGUGAUAAUGAUGAUGUGAAAGCAAAUAAGAAGUAUGAUCCACUUUUGUCAUUCUUAUUUAAAAAUAUGUAACAAUAUUUUUUACUCAUGGUUGAAAGUCAUUUUAGUGAUUUUGGAAGCAACAAUAAUCAAUAACAUGUAAUUUGUAAGAUGACAUUUUUUUCACUUGUUUCACCUUAAACUAGUUGUUCAAGAAAGAAAUGAUAAUAUUUCAGAAUGAAAUUUAUUUAUAAAUAUCAUUUAUUAAUAUUGUGUCACUUACACAUACUGUAAGAUCAUUUUAAAAUGCUACUAUAAAUCGAAGGGCAUCCAACUCAUUGCAGACAUGUUUAUUAAUAAUCAGAGGCAUAGUCAAGAUGGACCCUGCAAAUGUUUCCUUUUUCCCUCAGGAAAAAAAGGAGUUUAUUUUUUUU